AGGCGUGUGGCAGUGGCCACCGCCAUGGACAGCCAAUCCCCGGCCAACGCCCGCUCGUGCCUCGCCUUUAAAAGCACGCUGCGCACCCUCUGAGCUACCCUGGCCUCGCCUCUGCAUUCUGCUCGCCUCGACUCCCUCAUUCCUCUAUUGCAGCACACUAACGCCAUGGAUGGACGACGGAAGCUCCCUGCUACCUCCAAAUCCCUGUCCUCAGUAGCCGGUUGUUUAAAUUGAGUUUGCCAUCACCUCCCCCUCGCCACAACGAUCCGUUCGAACCCUUCCCUGAGCGCAGCCAUGACCGGCGAUGCCCGCGCCAUCGCCGCAGCAGGCUGCCACCGCGGGCUCGCGUGGCCAGGCCACCUGGAGCUGCCGCCGGCCCAGCCAACUCCUUGGCUGUGCGCGCGCUCCACCAGGGACGGCUCGGCUGGCCCCGCCGCGCUCGGCCGACGCCGGCGAGCCCCGACCAGGAAAGGCCGAUCCCCUUUCCCUGUACGUUCCAAGGAAGAAGACGAUGGACCAAUCUGCAAAUUCCAGAACAGCAGGGGGGAACGAGAGAUGAUGAUCGUGCAAGUGAUGUGGUGCCAACCACAAGAUGCAGUUGGUGGACGACCUAAAGAAUGAUGGACUUAACCAGUGGAUGCUCGCCAAGCGAGUACCUCCCCCAGCAAACACUGUCUAAGUGUUAAAUUAAAGGUACCUCCUUGAUUUGGUUGAUGGUGUGACUUGGCCUUCAUCCCUGCCACCGGGAUAUAUGGUUGAGAGGGUUACUGCUUCCGCAGGAGAGGACCAGGAGGAGUAGCGUGGCCAGGCUUCGCCAUGUUACUCGGUUUUCUCCGUUAGUUAUUUCCGUUGCAUUAAAAUUAUGGUUACUAUUUCUGAAACUCCGAUAAUGUAAUUACUACUGAUACUUAUUAAAUUUGUGGUAUUAUGCUUUAUUG
Zea mays is the source of this 938-nucleotide messenger RNA. RefSeq lists its product as uncharacterized. The record is from RefSeq and is a predicted model, not a curated record. Bases 295 to 621 code for a protein of 108 amino acids. NCBI's taxonomy places the organism in Eukaryota, Viridiplantae, Streptophyta, Magnoliopsida, Poales, Poaceae. The transcript has 3 exons.